This is a messenger RNA of Parnassius apollo (apollo), 744 nucleotides long. NCBI's taxonomy places the organism in Eukaryota, Metazoa, Arthropoda, Insecta, Lepidoptera, Papilionidae. The record is from the annotation of a GenBank genome assembly.
AUGGAAGGUGACCCACAAGAUUGGUCAAGUUAUUUUACCUACGAGGAAAUACAUAACAAUACAAAUUAUGUCCAAACACGUGGAACGGGCCAGCCAUACAACACACUACCUAAUUAUAACUUUAACAGUAACUAUAGAAGUAGCCAAACCCACCAUAAUAUAGAGGAAGCCAAAGAUAAUGAUAUAGGGGAAUAUAAUGGCCUGCGAGCUAAGGAUCAAUUACUGGUGGGGUUUUCACAUAAUCCUUAUAGAUAUUCAGUACCAGAGGCUGAUUAUCUAAAAGGCGUGAGGGAUAUAGACCCUAGCAGAUAUACAAAUAAGAAUGAGAAUCGUGGGAAACGAGGAGUGUUCCACUUGUACAAUAUGAUUCUCUGCGCGACAGGCUGCGAACCCUUAGCUUACAAGGGAUACGGGUGUUACUGCGGCUUCUUGGGCUCUGGGCGGCCAACUGAUGGGAUAGACAAUUGCUGUCGACUGCACGACGAAUGCUACGAGAACAUCUAUUGCCCCUUCUUCACUGUAUAUUUCCAGCCGUAUUAUUGGAAGUGCUAUCGGAAUCGGCCGCUUUGCGCUCUAGAGAACUACCAGACCAGAAAUCAGUUCAUUAACGGGUGCGCGGCGAGUCUCUGCGAAUGUGACAGACAAUUUGCAAUGUGCGUAAAAAGAUACUCAUGUCCCAGGAGUCGAGCUCUCUGCCACUCUUCACCGUUAAGACUAUUGCAAAAUAUAUUAAUGUUUCGCUAA